GGUUUCCAAAGGGCGUAUUUAUCUUCCACAGUGCUGCCUAAGUGUCGCUUAAUCAUCAAGUAUCUGAUUUCCUCCAAGUUAUCUGUCAUGCUGCUUAUGAUCUAGUGCCCAGGAGGGAGGGACGCAGAGGAUUUUGGCCAUGGCCCCAAGGAAAAGGAGCGGUCGGGGGAUCUCCUUCAUCUUCUGCUGCUUUCGCAGCAGCGACCACCCUGAGAUCACGUACCGGCUGCGCAAUGACAGCAGCUUUGCCCUGCAGACCAUGGAGCCUGCGCUGCCCAUGCCGCCAGUGGAGGAGCUGGACGUCAUGUUCACCGAGCUGGUGGAUGAACUUGACCUCACGGACAAGCACAGAGAGGCCAUGUUUGCGCUGCCGGCGGAGAAGAAGUGGCAGAUCUACUGCAGCAAGAAAAAAGACCAAGAAGAAAAUAAAGGAGCCACCAGCUGGCCAGAGUUUUAUAUCGACCAGCUGAAUUCAAUGGCUGCUAGAAAAUCACUGAUCGCCUUGGAAAAAGAAGACGAGGAGGAGAGAAAUAAAACAAUUGAAAGUUUGAAGACUGCACUGCGGACGAAACCAAUGAGGUUUGUAACCCGGUUCAUCGACCUGGAUGGCUUGUCGUGUAUUCUGAACUUUCUGAAAAGCAUGGACUAUGAGACGGCAGAGUCUCGAAUACAUACCUCGCUCAUUGGAUGUAUAAAAGCACUAAUGAACAACUCCCUGGGCCGGGCUCACGUCCUGGCCCAUUCAGAGAGUAUUAACGUAAUCGCUCAGAGUCUGAGCACAGAAAAUAUUAAGACGAAGGUGGCAGUGCUGGAAAUCAUGGGCGCUGUGUGCCUGGUUCCUGGGGGCCACAAAAAGGUACUGGAGGCGAUGCUGCACUACCAGAAAUAUGCCAGCGAACGGACCCGUUUUCAGACGCUGAUCAAUGACUUGGACAAGAGCACGGGGCGGUAUCGGGAUGAAGUGAGCCUCAAGACAGCCAUCAUGUCCUUCAUCAACGCGGUCCUGAGCCAGGGAGCAGGCGUGGAAAGCUUGGAUUUCAGACUCCAUCUGCGAUAUGAAUUUCUCAUGCUCGGGAUUCAGCCAGUCAUCGAUAAACUAAGAGAGCACGAGAAUUCAACCCUCGACCGGCACUUAGAUUUUUUCGAAAUGCUUAGAAAUGAAGACGAACUGGAAUUUGCCAAAAGAUUUGAGCUGGUCCACAUUGACACCAAAAGUGCGACUCAGAUGUUCGAGCUGACGAGGAAGAGGCUGACGCACACCGAGGCGUACCCGCACUUUAUGUCCAUCCUGCACCACUGUCUCCAAAUGCCUUAUAAAAGAAGCGGCAACACUGUCCAGUACUGGCUGCUGCUCGACAGGAUCGUGCAGCAGAUUGUCAUCCAGAGUGACAAAGGGCAGGACCCUGACGCCACUCCCCUGGAAAACUUCAAUAUUAAAAACGUCGUCCGGAUGUUAGUCAAUGAAAAUGAAGUGAAACAGUGGAAAGAGCAAGCAGAAAAAAUGCGAAAAGAGCAUACCGAGCUUCAGCAGAAGCUGGAGAAGAAGGAGCGGGAGUGUGACGCCAAGGCCCAGGAGAAGGAAGAAAUGAUGCAGACGCUGAACAAGAUGAAGGAGAAACUGGAGAAGGAGUCCAGUGAGCACAAGCAGGUCAAGCAGCAGGUGGCGGAUCUCACGGCACAGCUCCAUGAGAUGAGCAGGAGAGCGAUCUGUGCUGCCGUCCCUGGAGGACCUCCCUUGCCACCAGGAGCUCCUGGUGGCCCUUUCCCCUCUCCAGCUUCUGGA
This is a messenger RNA of Pterocles gutturalis (yellow-throated sandgrouse), 1783 nucleotides long. RefSeq names its product dishevelled associated activator of morphogenesis 1 (gene DAAM1). Gene Ontology annotation, molecular function: actin binding; small GTPase binding. Gene Ontology annotation, biological process: actin cytoskeleton organization. NCBI's taxonomy places the organism in Eukaryota, Metazoa, Chordata, Aves, Pterocliformes, Pteroclidae. The annotation marks the transcript as partial. Gene Ontology annotation, cellular component: stress fiber. The transcript is spliced from 14 exons. The record is from RefSeq and is a predicted model, not a curated record.